GCGCUGCCCCCGCCUGUCGCGAUGGGCCGCGACGGGCGCAAGAUGGCGAAGCGACGCCGCCGCAACCCCGCGGAGUCCGCUGACGUCCCGCGCCCACUCAGGACCCAUGGGUUUCCGCAUGGUGACGAGCGCGUGCGAGCCGUCGCCGACGCCAACGUGAUGGUCGCCAGGGUGUGCCUCCUGUGCUACGUCGCAGCGGCCCGGGGGAUUCUUUUUAUAGUCGAACAGCCCGUGGGGUCGCGUUUAGAACUUCACAAGUGGUUUCAAAAGCUAUCCCGCGAUCUCACGCUGUGGAGGCACACUAUUCACAUGCAUCAUUUUGGGGGCGCGAGCGAUAAGCCGACGUGGCUCUAUUGCAAUGAGCGGCUUAUCGAGGACCUUUCAAAGUAUUCGCUGCGAAGCUUCGUGGAUGAAAGCCCCGCUACCCCGCUGGUCCACACGUGGUACGACAAGUCUGGGAGAAGGCGGAUUGCAGGAAACUCGAACUUGAAGAAAUCGCAGGCAUACCCAACUGGGUUUGGGCGCGCCGUGGCAUGCCUAUACCAGGAGCACUCCCAUUUCUUGCGGGAGAAGGCCGCCCAGACAGAGCUGCGCGGCUUGGGGCUCCAUGCGGGCGGAGCCCCGCCGGGCGCCCCCGAUUGCUGCGGCGUGGCGGACUGCUUGCAUGCGUAUCG
Prorocentrum cordatum is the source of this 674-nucleotide messenger RNA. The record is from the annotation of a GenBank genome assembly. Lineage: Eukaryota; Dinophyceae; Prorocentrales; Prorocentraceae.